Messenger RNA from Prorocentrum cordatum, 2859 nucleotides. The record is from the annotation of a GenBank genome assembly. Lineage: Eukaryota; Dinophyceae; Prorocentrales; Prorocentraceae.
AUGCCUGCGUCUGCCGCGGCCCCCUGCGGCUCAAGGAGUUCUGGCGAGGGGAUGGACUGGGCAAUCCGGGGGCUCCAGGCAGUGGCCGCGCUCGCGCCCUAUCUCCUCCCUCCGCGGUGCCCCGAUUGCAGCUGCGUGGCAGACUGCUCGACGCCGACGGAGAUCGUCGGGUUGCUGGGCAGGCAGCUCGGCCGGUGCGGCCCGGAGCAGGUGACCUGCCCGGUCUGCCCCAGCUGCCCCGAGCUGCGCUGCCCCGCGCCCGGGCCGGCGCCGGGGGCCUUCGCCGCAGGCGCGGCGAUCGGCGCUUUGGCCGCCGCUCUGGCUAAGCUGGCCUGGAGGCUGCGCCAGCCGGCCCUAGUGGCGAUCGACUUCUUCGACGACCCGAACGGGUUCAAAUUCCACGUUCGGGCCCUCCUCGUGCCGGCGGGCGCCAGCAGUUGGAUCUGGGCCACCCUGGACCACGGCGAGCAGUUCGGGGACUUCACGACGCAUCUCGUCGCGCCGCCCCGGAGGAACGCGCCGUUCCUUCGACGCCCGGCGGGCCAGCUGCGCGCCUUCGACCCGUUCGAGGAGGGCGAGCUCGAGGCCGUCUGGGAGCAGGCGGCGGCGCUGGCAGCGGCGCUGGGCAUCGAGGUGCCUCGCGGCGCAGCGGCGGCCCCGCCUCUCCGGGCGGUCGCCGACGCCGCUCAUCCGCAGUUCGGGCAGGCCCACGACGCGGCGGUCAGCGGCGCCGAGUAUCGACGCCAGCGACCGGGCGUUCCGCGGGCUGAAGUCGCCGCCAGAGUUCCUGACCGGCGCGCGGGCCUCAGCCCGGGGAUCGCUGGCCACGCGAACCACUACACCACGAGCAGCGGGAUGCCGCCCAGCAGCGCGGCGGCCCACGCGAUUCGGCCCCUGUUCGAGGCGUUGCGGCGCUUCAUCGAGCACGACCAAGUCGACGUCACGAACCUCGCAAGGGCCGAGCUCAUCGCGAGGAGGAUCGCGCAGAUGCAGCGGGCCAUUCGUCGGAAUCCCAAGCACCCCGACUACUCCAGCCUAGAGGGCACUUCGGCCUCGGCGCUGGACGAGACGGGAGGGGCGGCCAACCGCAAGUUCGACGAGCGGGUCGCGCAGGAGCAGAAGACGAAGGUGGUCACCACGAAGAACACAAGGGUCUACACGGAGGAGAGGGACGCCGAAGACAAGCGCCCGCUCUACCCCGCCUCCAUCCUGGAGGCAGGGCCCCCGGCGGCCAACGACCUGCUCGGCGGCUGCCGCAGUUUUGCACCCAGUUUUGUCCCGAAGGCCUUCGUCCAGGAAAAGGCCCCCCUCUUGCAGGGCUCGGUGGAGCCUCGGGAGGCGUUCGACCUCGUCCCCGAUCACGUUCGGCAAGUUUUGAUUGAGCCCGAGAGGUUCCUGGAACGCCACUCCGACGAGCUCAUGGACGAGCCCCAUAUCGAGCCAUACUGUGACCCCCUCCUGAACCCGAGGGUCCGCGCCAACCACCCGCGCUUGCUCGCGCAGCUGCGGCGCCUGGCCGACGUGGGGACCGUGGCAGCCACCCGCCAGAAGAAGGCGAUUGCGGGCUUGUUCUUCGUCGAGAAGAAGGGCGACCGCCUCCGCGCGAUCGCUGGCAGCCCAACCAGUUCCACAGAUUGGCGCCGACGCUACUCGGCGAGCUCGAACGACGCCGCCCUGCGCGCAGCCACGGCCGACUUAAAGGACGGCUUCCACCAGCUCAAGAUCCCGCAUCUGUCCGAGCGGUUCGUGUUCGACGUGCCGGGCGCCCGCGCGAUGGACCUUGGCGCGCAGCAGGUCUACGACGGCGACGUGGGCUCCUUUGUCGAGGCUGCCCCCGACGACUACGCGUGGCCGGCCAACGGCGGGCCGGCGACGGGCUGGCCCUGGGCUCUCUGGAUCUGCCACGAGACGCCGGCCCGCGCGACGAGGUCCCCUGCGGGCACCCGCGACGCCAUGGCGCUGGACAAGGUGCUGGCGGCGCGCUUGGAGCAGGGCAUGGUGGGGGACCCCCCGCACGUCGACAACGCCAACAUCAUCAGGGUCGAGCGCGACCUCGCGCAGGCCAGGCUCGAGCGCAUGACAGCGGUCUUCGACCUGCCGGGGCUGAAGUGGCACGAGAGGCAGGACGCGGGCGCUGAGGCUGCGGGCUGGCAGAUACGCGCUGUCCUGGGCCACCUGGUCUCUUUCUUCCAGCUGCUGGGGUUGGGGCCCCCCGUCUUCCGCGUCCUGCGAGACUUCGCCCAGCAGGACCUCGGUGAGAUCAGGGAGCUGCCGACGGCCGCGUUGCACGAACUGAGGGUAGCCAGGUCGCUCCUUGUCAUGGCAGUGGGCCGCUGGGGGCUGCCGCCCUACCCCGUCGCGUUCAUGACAAACGCUCCCAUGAAGGGCUACGCGCCCCUGGAGACCGACACGACGCCCGACGAGGUCCACGAAUUCUGCCGACGCCGAGAGCGAGCUUGCUGCAGCAGACGCGAGAGGUUCGUGGAGCGGGAGCACGACGGCUUCAAGGGCUCCCUGGCGAUCGGCGACGCUAGCGAGGGCUGGCGGGAUGGCCAGCUCGAGCGGGCCAGGCCGCGUGGCCCUGUGCCAGAGCGCUGUCGGGUCGAGGUCGACUCGGGGUGGCGACCGCCGCCCCUGCCCGAUAAUUUCGCGGACCCGACGCGCCGGGAGUUGGUCGUGGCAGGAGCUUGGCGAGAUGCGAGCCGCAUACAAGACUACGAGGCGCGCUGCGGGCUGAUGGGCCUGGCGCGGGCGGCCAGCUACCCCCCGUACCACGACGCGGAGCUGCUUUCCGCGGGGGACAGCAUGGGCUCCGCCCUGGCCUUCGAGGAGGGCCGCGCGGCGAACGGGGAGCUCACC